CCUCGCCUCGAUGAGAUAGCGUUUAUGUCGAAUGAUGACCUUCCGGAUCCGGUGCUGUAUGCGGACGGGUGUGUGGAUGAUAACAGGAUCAUUAUGCUUUGCCAGCGCCAGGAAAUGGAGCGCCUGGGAAUGACUGUUAGUUCAGGGACGGUUGUUGUUAAAAAGGAUAACAGUAACCUGAUCGGGAUAAGCAUUGGAGGUGGCGCCCCGCUAUGUCCGUGUCUCUACAUUGUGCAGGUCUUCGAUGGAACACCUGCGGCACGUGAAGGAACACUGCAGAGCGGUGACGAGCUGCUGGGAGUGAAUGGUGUUUCGGUGAAGGGUAAAACGAAGGUGGAAGUUGCCAAAAUGAUUCAGUCCGCUACGGACGAGGUCGUCAUCCAUUACAACAAACUGCAUGCCGACCCGACGCAGGGUGAAACGCUCGACAUCGUGCUGAAAAAGAUGAAGCACCGACUGGUGGAAAAAAUGUCCAGUAGUACCGCUGACACGCUUGGCCUCUCCCGUGCUAUUCUUUGCAAUGAUUCGCUGGUUAAACGGUUGCAGGAGCUCGAACGGACGGAAACGAUGUACAAGGGGUUGGUGGAUCAUGCAAGGAGGAUGCUAAAAGCGCACUUUGACGUGCUGCAGACAUACCAGGCGUUCGGGAACAUCUUCGCCUCGAUUAGCGUCCGCGAGCCACAACCACGGGCAUCGGAAGCGUUUCGUAUCUUUGGCGAACUGCACCGUAACAUGGAGAAGGAUGGAAUCAAAAUGAUCAAGGCGCUGAAGCCGAUCCUGGCCGACAUGGGUACUUACCUGCACAAGGCCAUCCCGGACACCAAACUCACCGUCAAACGAUACGCCGACGCCAAGUUCAGCUAUCUAUCCUACUGUUUGAAGAUUAAAGAGAUGGACGACGAGGAGCACGGUUAUGCGGCGAUCCAAGAACCGCUGUACCGGGUGGAAACGGGCAACUACGAGUACCGGUUGAUCCUCCGCUGCCGGCAGGAUGCGCGGAUGAAGUUUGCCAAGCUGCGCAGCGAUGUGUUGGAAAAGAUCGAACUGCUCGAGUGCAAGCAUGCUCGCGACCUGGCCAGUCAGCUGCGCAAGUUCAUCGAGGGGCUGGCAACGCUGGCCGCCGAGACGGUCGAGCGGCUGGAGUCCAUACCGAAUCUCUUUCCGAUCGAGGUGGACCUGAAGGCGAGCGCGUUUCAGUACAAAUCCACCGUCAAGUUUCAGGCGGAAGAGUACGUGGAUGAUGAAGUGCCGCAGGCAGAGGAAGCUAUCGAGGAAGGAAACGGUACUGGCACAGUGCGUCCCGAUCCGAAACCAUCGUCAGCCGGUUCGGGACGGGCGAAUGGUGCAAAUGGGGACGAUGGGCAACUGCUGGGAGGAUUUGAGGAGAUCGAUCUGAGCAAAGGGACAACCACUGGCUCAACGGAGAACGAUCUGCUGAACGAACUUGGACUGGCUGGAAUUGAUCUGUCCGUGGGAGGUAAGCCACUCAGCAGCAACCUGAUGGAUGAUCUACUGGUACCAGGGAUGGAUCUUUUUAAAUAAAUAAAAAAUCCUGGUUAAGAGAGUAAAAUCGCGAAGCAAA
Molecule: messenger RNA, 1582 nt
Organism: Anopheles coustani
Lineage: Eukaryota; Metazoa; Arthropoda; Insecta; Diptera; Culicidae
Gene: PICK1
Product: PRKCA-binding protein
Exons: 4
Coding region: 25-1542 (505 amino acids)
Biological process (GO): dendritic spine maintenance; positive regulation of receptor internalization; receptor clustering
Cellular component (GO): postsynaptic early endosome; synaptic vesicle; postsynaptic density
Molecular function (GO): protein domain specific binding; phospholipid binding; protein kinase C binding
Source: RefSeq, a predicted model, not a curated record